This is a messenger RNA of Esox lucius (northern pike), 6573 nucleotides long. Its product is annotated as trichohyalin. NCBI's taxonomy places the organism in Eukaryota, Metazoa, Chordata, Actinopteri, Esociformes, Esocidae. The transcript is spliced from 15 exons. The record is from RefSeq and is a predicted model, not a curated record. Bases 108 to 6089 code for a protein of 1993 amino acids.
GUCUAGAGUCUGUCUGUCAGGCCGUUCUCAAACUGUCCAGGGUUUUGAGCUCCCAGAGUCUGCACAACCAGAGCCCUUCUCCAUCCAGUCACAGUGAUGUACCUGACAUGUCCACCAGGGGGCGAGUCCCUCUGGACCUGCCCACCAUGCUAACGGUCCUAGCCCAGACGGAGACCGCCCUGCAGUGGAGGCACCAGGAAGUACAGGAGGCUGAGGCUAGUGUGCGAAGGCUGGGUGAGGAGCGAGCAGUGCUGGAGCAGACAAUCCGUCAUCUGGAGGGCGAAACCAAGGAGCUGCAGACUCAGAGAAUACAUGAAGGACAGGAGCUCCGGGACACACAGGACAGACUGCUCAGUGAGACAAAGAUGGUGGCGUCCCUGAUGACCCAGCUGGGGGAGGAGGAGAGGAGGAGUGAGGAGAGAAGGAAGGAGAACGAGCAACUGAGACAAGAGAGAGAGAGGGAGGAGGAGAGGAGGGAUGAGCUGGAGAAAGACAGACAGAGACGCCUGGAGGCUGAGCUGAUAGAGAGUGCCCAGUUGAAGGAGAGGGAGGCCCGGAUGCGCAUGGAACUGCAGGGGGCGCUGCAGAGGGAACAGUUGGACAGAGAGAGAGCAGAAGAAGAAGCUGCUGAUGCUAAGGAUGCCCUCAGCAAGGCCCGAGAGUCAGUCUUAACCCUGUCGUCCAAUCAGACCCUUCUGAAGCGACAGGUGUCAGAAAGCCGUGACACCUUGGAGAAGAUGGCUGCCUUAAACGAAAACCUGGCCAAAGACAAGAGGGAGCUCAAUGCCCGGGCACUGCAGAUGGAGAUGGAGAUAGCUGAUCUCCAGGCGCAAACACAGGGACUAGAGUCUGAGGUUAUGACCAUUCGUAGGGAGCUUAAGAACCAAUCCAACGAAACAACAGAGUUAAGGACUCGUCAAGGAUCAGAGCUGGCCUCCCUGAGGGACAGAGAGAGGGAGCUGCUGAGAAAGGGAGAUCAACUGAUGGACAGAGAGAGGGAGCUGGCGAGAGAGGUGGAGAUCUUGAGGGAGGAGAAAGAGAGAGAGGUCACCACUCUAAUGGAGGAGCACAGUUCUCUGUGUGUUGAGCUGCGGGGUGUUCAGGCAGAGCUGAGCAGAGGGACAGAGCAGCGGAGGGGAGCAGAGAGGGAGAGGGAAGAACUGUGCCGAGAGAACCAGCAUCUGCAGGGGAGGAUCCUCUCACUGGAGACAGAGAGGGAAGAACUGUGCCGAGAGAACCAGCAUCUGCAGGGGAGGAUCCUCUCACUGGAGACAGAGAGGGAAGAAUUGUGCAGAGAGAACCAGCAUCUGCAGGGGAGGAUCCUCUCACUGGAGACAGAGAGGGAAGAACUGCUGCAGGACACACAGGAACUCCGGGCCGCCACGGGGGCCCAGCAGAGCCUCUUGAGUCAGGUGCAGCAGCAGCUUUCUGGGGUGGAGGUAGAGAGGGGUCAGCUCCAACUGCAGGUCUCCACCCUGCUCCAGACUAAGGAUGUUCUGCAGGGGGAGAUCCACUGUAUGCAAGGAGAAAUGGAGAGAGGGAUGAGACAGCGAGAGCAGGAGAAACAGGAGGAGCAAGAGGACCGAGAGAGGACCCAGAGAGAGAGGGAGGUCUGUCUCUCUGACCUGGAGAGGCUGCAGAAUGAGGUGGAGAAGAGGAGGAAUGAAGAGGAGGAGCGAGAGGAGGAGAGGAUGGGAUGGCAGAGGGAGAGAAUGGCAUUGAGUUCUGAGCUGGGAAACAGAGAUGGCGAGGUGGUGGCCUUGAAAAACAGGAUGGAGGGAUUGGAGAAGGAGAAGGAGGAGAUGUCCUGUCUCUUAGACAAGAGAGCUGGAGAGCUGGAGAGUCUUCAGACUAAACUGACAUCAGAACACAGGAGCCAUGAACAGAAACAGAGGGAACUGAAAGAGGAGGGAGAAAGGUGUCGGGAGAGAGCAGAGGAGUUGGAGAGAGAAAAGAACAGACUGAAUCGGAGACUGUCAGACGUAGAGAAGAAAGACAGUGAACAAGUGAAGACUGUGAAAAGAGAGAGGGAUGAUCUAGCUGGACAACUGAAAAAGGAGUUGACAGAGAGGAGGAAGAAAGACCAGGAAAUAGAGGAGCUGAAAACUAGACUGAUCUCUCUGGAGGAAGAAAGAGAAGGUCUAGAGGCAGAAAAGGAUGAAAUGAUUCAGAGGUUCAAAGAAAGAGAACAGAGAGUGAGUGAACAACUAACAGAUGCACAACGAGAGAUGGAGAAUAUGGAGGAACUGAGGAGAACAACAGAGGAGGAGGUGACAGAGCUGAGAGCCAGACUUGUACCUCUGGAGGAAGGCAGAGAGAGACUCCUGAAAGAGUUACUUGGAAUGGAGAGAUUAAAGGGUAACUUGGAGGCUUUAGAAGCAGACAAUGCAAAACUCAGGGACAGGGAGAGGGAGAGACACCAAGAAGAGGAGAACCGGAGGAAAAAGAGGGAAGUGGAGGAGAAGGAGCGAGCAGAGAGACUGAAAGGACAGCUGGGGAGGAAAGAUGCAGAGGUACAGGAGAUCCAAAACAGGAUGGAGGGAUUGGAGAAGGAGAAGGAGGAGAUGUCCUGUCUCUUAGACAAGAGAGCUGGAGAGCUGGAGAGUCUUCAGACUAAACUGACAUCAGAACACAGGAGCCAUGAACAGAAACAGAGGGAACUGAAAGAGGAGGGAGAAAGGUGUCGGGAGAGAGCAGAGGAGUUGGAGAGAGAAAAGAACAGACUGAAUCGGAGACUGUCAGACGUAGAGAAGAAAGACAGUGAACAAGUGAAGACUGUGAAAAGAGAGAGGGAUGAUCUAGCUGGACAACUGAAAAAGGAGUUGACAGAGAGGAGGAAGAAAGACCAGGAAAUAGAGGAGCUGAAAACUAGACUGAUCUCCCUGGAGGAAGAAAGAGAAGGUCUAGAGGCAGAACUGAAGAAAAUACAACUACGUGAGGAAAGGAUGAUUGCUACAGAGAGGGAAAACUCCCAGCUUAGAGAGAAGGAGGAGGAGAGACAGACAAAGAGGGAGGAGGAGAGAAGGAGCAGAGAGCAGCAACUGGGGGCACAGCUGGAGCUGAGAGGUGGAGAGGUGGAGGUCCUGAGAGUCCAGCUCAGCAUGAUGGAAGAGGAGAGAGAUCAGGGAAAGAGAGACCAGAGGAAACUAGAGGACAAGCUGGAAAGACUGAUGACCCAGCUAAGCGAGAGAGACAAAGAGGUGGAAAAACUGUGGGGUGACCUGAGAGAAAAGGAGGGAGAGAUUGGGAGGCUCUGUCAGGAGGGAGAGGGGGCAGGGGCUGUGCUGAGGCAGAAAGAGGCAGAGCUGAAGAAGAUAAAAGAAAGACUGCACCACAUGGAGUUCUCCCAGAAACAUGUCUCAGACCAACUGAAGGAGACUGAAUCCAUCCUAGAGAUGGAGAGGAGAGCGAGGGAGGAGGAGAUGCAUCUGGCCGAGGAGACGAGGGGGAGGGAGCUGAAACGGGCACAAGAAACAGAGGAGAACAACGAGACACUGGAAGAAGAGGUGAAGAAAUUGACAGUAAGAGUGGAGGAACGAGUCAGAGCGGUAGAAAGGCUCACUCAACUCCUAAAAGACAGAGAAGAAGAGGUGGAAGACCUUAGGGCCAGAUCAUUAGAGACUGUUGGAGAAAAGGAGAGACUGAAAGAGGACUUGAAAAGGAGCCUGCUGGAGAAGGACAGACAAAAGGAGACAUUGAGAAGAAGCGAGGAGGAGAGGGAGUGGUUGGGUGCCCAGCUGAGAGAGGAGCAGGCAGAGGGAGAGAGACUGAGGUCCAGAUUAGAGGAGGUGAAAAAAGGACUGCUGCAUGAGGACAAAGGGGGUCAGGCGCAGAGGCUGGGGGCCCAGGUCAAAGCCCUGCAGGAGGAGAGAGACGACCUCCUGGCUGAGGUGAGGAAGAAAGAGAGAGAGGCAGGGAGCCUGAAAGACGAGACUCACAGGGAGAGGAGAGAGAAGGAGAAGACUAGAAAAUCCCUGAGGAGGAGAGAAGAGGAGCUGAAGGAGGUGCAUGAGAGCAGAGAGAUGCUGGCACUCAGUCUGGCCACUCUGAGAGAACAGGUCACAGAGCUGACCAGCAGCAGGGAGAGGAGCAAGAAGGAGGUGCAGGAGAAGGAAGAUGAUAACCAGAAGAUGAGACAGGGUUUGAAGACUGCCAUCCAGGAGGUGGCUACCCUGAACCAACUGCUGGAGGAGAGCCACAAUGAUAGGGAGAGGCUGAGGAGCCUCCUGCUGGAGAGGAAAGAGGAGCUGUUGAGGAGCAGGGGGGAAAGCGUGCGUACUGCUCGGGGGGAGGUUGACAAUCUGCGAGGGAGGACGAGGGCUGUUGAGCAGGAAAAGAUGGAGGUGGAGAGAAAGCUCAGAACCAGAGAGGAGGAGCUAGAGGAGGCCCUGAGGGAGAAGAAGAGGCUGGAGAGGAAACAGGAGGAGCUGGAGGAGGCCCUGAUAGAGAAAGAGAGGCUGGAGAGGAAAAAGGAAGAGCUGGAGGAAGCCCUGAGAGAGAAGGAGAGGAAACAGGAAGAGCAGGAAGAGGUUUUGGUUGAGAAGGAGGCUGAACUGACCGCUGCCAGGGUCCGACUGGACAUCAUGGAGGAACAGAGGUCAGAGUUAAACUCUUUGGCUGCCCUGAAGAGUCAGGAGAUCCUCCAGCUCAGAGUGAAGAUACAGGAGGCAGACGAAGAGAGAGAAAAGAAGAUACAUGAGAUGAGACAGGAAGAGGAACAGAAAUGCCAGCAGAGAGAAGCAGCAGUGAAGAAGGUUUUCAUUCAGAGGCUGCAGGAGAUAGAGGCCGACAUCAUGAAGGAAAGAGCGAAGAGAACAGAGAGUCUGACACCAGCUGAGCAGGAUGCUCUGAGGGCAGGAGCACUGCUGACUGACAUGCUCAGACAGAAGGAGAGCGGGCUUGACAGGGUGAGAGAAAAAGCAUUCGGAGAGGAGAAAGACAAGUUGAAACCACAGGGCCUGCUCCAGGAGAGGAGGAGAGACACAGAAGAACUGAAACCACAGGGCCUGCUCCAGGAGAGGAGGAGAGACACAGAAGAACUGAAACCACAGAGCCUGCUCCAGGAGAGGAGGAGAGACACAGAAGAGAUGGAUGGAGAGAGGAUGUUGAGAGAAAUCGGGGAACAGAGAGAGGAGCUGGAACAGAAGAGAAGAGGAGGAAGUCAUGGGGAUCCAGGAAAAGACGCCUGGCUGAAGAAUGAGGUAGAAGUGCUUCUCAUGAGGGAGAGAGUGGCGUCUUUGCUCCUGGACAAAGAGGAGAGCGUCAGGCUGUUGAAACAGAAGGAGGCAGAAGUCAACAUGCUGACAGAGGAGCGAGAGGAGAGCAACAGGCUGUUGAAACAGAGGGAGGCAGAGGUCUACACCCUGAGGGAGAGUCUGGAAGAGCUAGGAAAGGACAGAGACCGCAUCAGAGCUGCCCUGGAGAAAACCGAGGCUGCUCUGAUUGGCUAUCAGGACAGGGCCCACCAGCAGGAGAAGACAAAGGGGGCGGUCUCUGAAAUGGGUCCAUCUCAGGUGGGAGAUGGAGUUCAGGAUCUGUCUGCACAGCACGGAGACCGUACUGCUGAAUCAGUACCGGGCCUUGGUGUCCAGGAGCGACUGUCUGUGUUACAGAGAACUGUGGCCCGGCUGGAGUUGGACGAGCGACAGCUACAGAGAAGGAACACUCAUCUGGAACAACGAUGUGACAAGCUAAAAACUGACAGGAAACAGCUCAGAGAGUUGCUGAAACAGGUGGAGCAGGAGAGAGAAACAUUACGUCAUCAUCUGUCCGAGUCCACCACCUCUAGAUCACAGGAUUCCAGAGGCCUGGAAACAGAGGAAUUAGAGCUGAAGAACCAGGUGAAGGAACUGGAAGACCAGGUGCAUUACCUACGAUUGACCCUGUCGCUGGACCACCGGGAGAGGGCAGAGUUCAUUGAACGCUCUUCUAGGAACAACCAAUGGCUGGCGUCUUUGCGGCAGGACCUGGCUGACUCGCUGUCUGUGGUCUCAAAGCAGCCAAUCCCGUCCGUGCUGGAGUCUGAGACACACCGAUUGGACCGGAGUGCCAGGGAGGAGGAGUUGAGACUAUCACUCAGUCACAGUUGAAGGAGAGGAAACGAAGAAGUCUGUGGCACCAAACAUUUUAAUUAGGGUUGGGGCGAUUUGACUUUGCAAUGGAGGCAACCAUUUAGGGAAGGGAAUUGUUUUCUACAAUCAUUGUAGUAUUCAUGAACAGAAUGGGCCCCAAGCCUGCUUUGCCAUCAUCUGUUUGUUGUGUCCGAUAACAAUCAAUAUCAAACUGUUACAUAAACUUAUUAUACAAAAGCUUAAACAAUGUUUUUACUAGAGCAUUGAACUUCUCAGGCUUAUGUUUACACUUAAUUUUUUUUAUGUUUUAACAUUAUUUUUUACAUAUAACAUAUUUAUUUUUUUGUCUGUCAUCGGUUUUAUCUAAUAAAUCUCAAACAUCACUUUUUCUGAUAUGAACAACAUUUUAGUGGCUGUUCAAAAUAUGUUAUGAUUCAAGUUUGUGUUUGCCAAUGGCAAGUUGAAUGUAUAUUAAAGUUCUACUAAACUUUCCAGCACAACA